GGUUAUAAUAAGCACUAAGUAAAACAAGCACACAUCAAACAGCUGAUGGACUGACGGAGAAACGCAGAUCAGAUUGACUGCGUUGCGAAUAUUGUGGAGAACGAAGUGUUAUAAUGUUUCCAGUGUUACUCAGCCGAUGUGCACCGUGUCGGGGUAUUCUGGCGACGGUCUGUCCUUGGGUAACGCGGCCUGUCUCUCUUACGUCAGUAAAGUUCAGCAGUCAAGAACUCUUUCCGCCAGAAAAUAUUACUGAACCACAGAUACCCCCAUAUAAGGAAAGGGUGGACGAACCAACUGACUUGAAAAGGGCCAGGCUGCUGUACCAAUCACGGAAGCGUGGUAUGCUGGAGAAUGGACUUCUGCUGAGUACUUUUGCAGCGAAACAUCUCUCAAAAAUGACACCAGAAUUGCUACAGCAGUACGAUCGUCUUAUCAAUUUACCAUCAAAUGACUGGGACUUAUAUUACUGGGUUACUGGUGUUAAGCCAACUCCUGCAGAGUUCGAAAAUGAUGCUAUGAAGCUGCUGAAAGAGCAUGUACAAAACAAGGAGAGACAACUCCGAAUUCGCCAGCCUGACCUUGACUAAUUAACACAUUUUUUAUUUAUUUUAAACUACCUAUCUUCACAUAAGUGAGGCCUGUUCAGUAUUCAUUGUUUGCUUUAAUGUACAACAGUUGUCAGUCCUAGCAGCCGAAAUACCUCUCUCUCUUGUCGUCCCUCCCUCUCUCCCAUACACACUCAUUUUAUUAACAACAGCUCCUGGAUAAGCACCUUUUGUCUCUGGAAGCCUAGUUUUACUGCCAUUUAAAUUGCAUGAUUUUGAUUAAUACUUGUUAAUUAUUUAAUUAGAGAGGUCACACUAAUCUAGUGAACAAUACACUGUAUUCAGUUAUGAAAUACUAACUUAUUUAUCAAGACAAGUGUAAUGUGAAUGUUUGGUGCUUUCAUAUUGUUUGUUUAUAAUAUAAAAUGUAGAUAACUUUCACUGCACUCUCAGAGCUUCACUGGUGCAAACACACAUACUGUGUAAAUAUGUAUAUUUGUUGUUAUUCAAUGUCCAUAAUUGAUAAUAAAUUAUAGCCACAAAAAAUUGAGUCUUCAUUGCUUUCAAAAUUUUCAGCAGAUACAGUCCUAAGAUUGCAGGUUGUCCACAUUUCUUGCUGGUAUACUACACGUGUGCUUGUCUGUAGAAGGAAAUUUAUUGCUUGUUGUGUAGCAAACACAUUAUUUAUUACUCAUUCUUUGCUUGUGAACUUCAGCUGUCAGUUUCCAGCAGAGAGUAUUGUGUGCCAGAUAAUUUUAUAAGCUGACAUCUGUGUUCCGACUGCAUUUAACACUUGACAUUAUAUCAGGGCUUAGUUACAUAAAUAUAC
This is a messenger RNA of Schistocerca piceifrons (Central American locust), 1374 nucleotides long. RefSeq names its product succinate dehydrogenase assembly factor 2, mitochondrial-like. Gene Ontology annotation, biological process: mitochondrial respiratory chain complex II assembly; protein-FAD linkage; tricarboxylic acid cycle. The record is from RefSeq and is a predicted model, not a curated record. Gene Ontology annotation, cellular component: mitochondrion. Lineage: Eukaryota; Metazoa; Arthropoda; Insecta; Orthoptera; Acrididae. The coding region runs from base 114 to 587 and encodes 157 amino acids. The transcript has 3 exons.